Messenger RNA from Theobroma cacao (cacao), 1233 nucleotides. The record is from RefSeq and is a predicted model, not a curated record. Lineage: Eukaryota; Viridiplantae; Streptophyta; Magnoliopsida; Malvales; Malvaceae.
AUGGAAGAGAUGAAUCGUAAUUGGGGAUUGCAAUGCCUAUAUGGUAAGGCCUGGCAAGCGAAGGAGUACGUGGAGAGUUUUGUGUUCGGUCCACCGGAAAAGUCAUUCCAACUCCUCCCCUUCUAUUUCCAUAUGUUAGAACGUGAAAAUCCUGAUAUUGUCACUGCUGUAAUGCGGCCUGUAAUUACUAUCGAUGCUACACAUCUGAAAGGCAGAUUCAAGGGUAUUCUGUUUGUGGCGCAGCUUGGCAUUAGGAAUGUAGUUGAGAAAGUGUACAAAGACGCUCAUCACGGUCUAUGCAAUUACCACUUAAGGAAAAAUGUUAAAAAUAGGUUCAAGCACGAAGAUGUUGCAACAAUUUUCACCAUGGCCGCCAACUUCUAUAGGGUCACCGAUUUUGACAGACAUAUGAAUCAGUUGAAACAACUUUGCAAACCUGCUUAUGACAACCUUAUAAGAUUAGGCCUUGAGAGAUGGGCACAUGCACGGGCACAAUGCAUCAGAGGCAUGUUUCAACGUUGGUUCCAUGACCGGCACAAUGAGGCAUUGAAUUUGACCACUCCCCUCAACCCUUGGGCUACUGAUCUGUUGAACAAACGGUUCAAUGAAGCAUGUCACUUUUCCAUACAAACAAUCGAUCGGGUGGAGUUUCAAGUUAUAGGCGGGAGUAAGGACAGAGUGGUGAACCUCUCCACCAAGGAGUGUUCAUGCGGUGAGUUUCAGUCUGAUCUACUCCCCUGCACGCAUGCCAUGGUAGCAAUAAGUAAGUGCAAACGUGCAGCCAUUGAAUUCUGCUCAGACUAUUACAAGACUCGGUCUUGGGCGAAGGGAUAUGCAGUUCCCAUUCGCCCGGUUGGGCAUCUCAGUGAGUGGGACAUCCCUGAUGACGUUCAACAAAUUAUCAUUUUGCCACCAAGUUGGCGAGGUCAAGCGGGAAAAUCGAAGAGGAAAAGGAUUGCAUCAGUUGGGGAAGGCAGCAGACGAUGUAGAUUUUCACAAUGUAAGAGCUAUGGUCAUAAUAGACAAAAUUGUCAGACUCAAUUUGCAGCUCCACUGACAAACAGGGAAACAUCAUCUGCUCAGCAGACGGCUCGAUUACGUCGACCCAAAGCAUGUGCAGUUUGCAGACAACCCAAGCACACACGAAAUCACUAUCCAAUGUGGACUACAAACUCUGAUAACGUUAUAGGUGUCAUACCUGAAGAUAGUGGCCCUUCAGACGUCAGUUGUUAG